Messenger RNA from Limanda limanda (common dab), 978 nucleotides. RefSeq names its product olfactory receptor 52Z1P-like. The transcript has a single exon. Gene Ontology annotation, cellular component: membrane. Gene Ontology annotation, molecular function: G protein-coupled receptor activity; olfactory receptor activity. Gene Ontology annotation, biological process: G protein-coupled receptor signaling pathway. Lineage: Eukaryota; Metazoa; Chordata; Actinopteri; Pleuronectiformes; Pleuronectidae. Bases 1 to 978 code for a protein of 325 amino acids. The record is from RefSeq and is a predicted model, not a curated record.
AUGACAUUUACAAACACCACAAAUAUAAAAUACUUCAUUAUCAUGGGAUUCCCUGGACUUCCACCUGCCUAUCACGGACUGGUGUCUGUUCUUCUCCUCCUCCUCUUCCUCGCUAUUGUGGUCGGCAACACCUUCAUCUUAACAGUUAUCGUGUACGAGCGGACUCUUCACAAGCCAACAUACUGGAUCUUCUUUCAUGUUGCAAUGACUGACAUCGCAUUUGCAGCUGUGACGCUGCCAAAAAUCAUCGGCAGGUAUUGGUGGAAUGACAUGAUAUCGUCAUUUGGAACCUGCUUUACACAAAUGUACUUUGUUCAUUCUUUGGGGGCCGUUCACUCCUUCCUUCUGCUGAUCAUGGCUCUGGAUCGUUUUGUUGCCAUAUGGUUUCCUUUCCGAUAUCCUGCUGUGGUGACAAACACAACCAUUUGUAUUGCCUGUGUCCUGUGCUGGGUUUUAUCAUUCAUAUGUAUGAUGGGGGUCGUGCUCCACGCUCUAACUCUGCCCUACUGCAACCUGAACGUCAUCAUGCAGUGCUACUGUGACCACAUCUCCAUAACUCGGCUGGGAUGUGGCGAAGGCGUUGCCUAUGUUAUUGAGGUUGCCCUCGCAAAUGCCUUGUUCACUCUCCUGGUUCCUUUAGCGUUCAUCAUUUUCUCGUACUUUUCAAUCAUCGUCGCCGCUCUGAAAAUGUCUCAGGCCGAGCGGAGCCUCAAGGUCAUGUCCACCUGUGCUCCUCAGAUCUUCACCACGUGUCUGUACUACGUGCCGAGAUGCUUCGUCUAUCUCUCUUACAACUUAGGAUUCACGUUUAGCGCUCAGGCUCGUGUUGUUAUCACGAUGAUGUACAGCCUCAUACCCGCUGUGGUUAAUCCAGCGAUUUACUGUCUCAAGACGCAGGACAUCAAAAUGGCUUUGACGCAGAGGUUUAGGAGAAGCAGGAUCGCACACAGAACCGACCGUAAAGGCGUUCUCAAGUAA